Molecule: messenger RNA, 672 nt
Organism: Malassezia restricta
Lineage: Eukaryota; Fungi; Basidiomycota; Malasseziomycetes; Malasseziales; Malasseziaceae
Product: vesicle transport through interaction with t-SNAREs 1
Exons: 3
Coding region: 1-672 (223 amino acids)
Biological process (GO): Golgi to vacuole transport; vesicle fusion with Golgi apparatus; intracellular protein transport
Cellular component (GO): SNARE complex; late endosome membrane; endoplasmic reticulum membrane
Molecular function (GO): SNAP receptor activity; SNARE binding
Source: RefSeq, a predicted model, not a curated record
AUGACAGACUUGUUUGAAUCGUACGCGUCAGACUUUGCGCAGCUGCAAAAGUCGAUUGAGGCGCGUCUCGCCGUCGACUUCACAAGUAUGUCGGCAGACACGCGCCGCUCGGCAUUACGGCAUGCCGAUGCCGAGGCGGAAGAGGCCGGCGAGCUAGUAAUGCAGAUGGAGCUCGAGGUCCAAUCAUUCCCCACGAGCGUGCGAGACCGAUACAUGAAAGAGCUACAUGCACUCAAAGAGAGCUUGGACAAGCUGCAACUCGAUAUUCGCGCAAAGCAGGGCGAUCGGACACCCUAUGGCUCGAGUGGUCUGCCGCUCGACGACCAUACGUAUACAGAUCUCGAGGCCAACGACGAAGCAUACCAGCGGCAGCGUCUGCUGCAAGGCACACAGGUCCUAGAACGCGGAUCUGAGCGCCUCGCACGCUCCACGCGCCUGGCACUGGAGACGGAAGAUGUGGGCGCUGGGAUCCUGCAAGACUUACAACGUCAGCGUGAGCAGAUUGAGCAUAGUCGCGAUACGCUCCAUGGUGCAGAUGCACAUAUCGAUCGGUCUUCACGCACGUUGCAGCAAAUGAUUCGACGUGCCAAGCAGCAAAAGCUCGUCACGACCAGCAUCAUUGUCGUCCUCGUCCUCCUCAUCCUCCUCAUUCUGUAUGCCAAGCUGUUCUAG